GCCAUCUUGUGUGGAUAUACGUACAGUCAGCGUGACCACGACGACCACUUGAUACAAUCACAAGGUAUAUGAUCACCUGUUUGGAUAUGUGGAUGUGUACCUCAACGUUAGGUAUAGCACUUUGAAUAUCGAUCACGGUUAACAACAUGUCCAAAAAGGACAUCAACACGAAAGGAUCGGCAAACAAAACAUCCCAGCGAACACCGGCUCCGGGCGAUGGCAUCAGGGGAGUCAGAACAACUUCCCUUUUCAAGGCUGUGAAUUUUGAGCUCUUUGUGAAACCAAAUAAGGUUGUGAUGAUAUUUGGUGUGGUGGCCAUUACCUGUUGUGUCUCCUAUAUUGCCUAUAUGAAUGCUACGGCUGAAAACAGGAAAAUGUAUGAAGCUUAUAAUGUUGAUGGAACAACAGUGACGAAGUAUAAAAAAUCCAAAUGGGAUUAAGAUUAAAUCUUGCAGAAAAAAACACACAUUAUUGCUACUGUGAAUUGACUACUGUCAUUGAAACCUUAAAAUUUAACCACAGAUUCAGGAAAGUUUGAUUCAAAUGAGCUUUUUUUUUAACAUGAACAGAAACCUGUAAUCACUGUGGCUACCAUAUUUCUUCUAUUAAAAGCUCAUUUUCAAUA
Saccoglossus kowalevskii is the source of this 625-nucleotide messenger RNA. Its product is annotated as small integral membrane protein 8-like. NCBI's taxonomy places the organism in Eukaryota, Metazoa, Hemichordata, Enteropneusta, Harrimaniidae. The record is from RefSeq and is a predicted model, not a curated record.